Messenger RNA from Condylura cristata (star-nosed mole), 2631 nucleotides. It is a transcript of the gene NTRK1, whose product is annotated as neurotrophic tyrosine kinase, receptor, type 1. The transcript has 17 exons. Gene Ontology annotation, biological process: regulation of phosphatidylinositol 3-kinase/protein kinase B signal transduction; multicellular organism development; nerve growth factor signaling pathway. Gene Ontology annotation, cellular component: signaling receptor complex; plasma membrane; axon. The record is from RefSeq and is a predicted model, not a curated record. Lineage: Eukaryota; Metazoa; Chordata; Mammalia; Eulipotyphla; Talpidae. Gene Ontology annotation, molecular function: transmembrane receptor protein tyrosine kinase activity; neurotrophin receptor activity; ATP binding. The coding region runs from base 40 to 2427 and encodes 795 amino acids.
AGACGGCGGCCCGGCCGGGGCUAGGCGGGCGCCGCCGCGAUGCUGCGAGGCGGACGGCGCGGGCAGGUCGGCGGGCACGGCCCAGCCACGGGGCCGGGCAGCCUGCUGGCCUGGCUGAUGCUGGCAUCUGCGGGUGCCGCACCCUGCCCCGAGGCUUGCUGCCCCAGCGGCCCUUCCGGCCUGCGCUGCACCCGGGCUGGGGCCAUGGAUCGCCUCUCCCACCUGCCGGGCGCCGAGAACCUGACCGAGCUCCACAUCGAGAACGAGCAUCUGCCGCGUCUGGAUCGGAGUGACCUGAAGGGCCUGGGGGAGCUGAGAAACCUCACCAUCGUGAGGAGCGGCCUCCGAUUUGUGGCGCCAGAUGCCUUCCAUUUUACUCCUCGGCUCCAUCGCCUGAAUCUCUCCUUCAAUGCCCUGGAGUCUCUCUCCUGGAAAACCGUCCAGGGCCUCUCUUUGCAGGAACUGGGCCUGUCGGGGAACCCUCUGCACUGUUCCUGUGCCCUGCGCUGGCUGCAGCGCUGGGAGGAAGAGGGUCUGGGUGGACUCCGAGAACAGAAGCUGCAGUGUCCUGGGCAGGGGCCCCUGGCCCUCAUGGCCAACACCAGCUGCGGCGUGCCCACAUUGAAGGUCCGGAUGCCCAAUGCCUCUGUAGACGUGGGGGACGACGUGUGGCUGCAGUGCCAGGUGGCGGGGCGGGGCCUGCAGCAGGCCGGCUGGAUCCUGGCAGACCUGGAGGAGUCCGCCACUGUGACUCAAUCUGGGGAUCUGCCGUCCUUGGGGCUGACCCUGGCCAACGUCACCAGUGACCUCAAUAGGAAGAAUGUGACAUGCUGGGCAGAGAACGACGUGGGCCGGGCUGAAGUCUCUGUCCAGGUCAACGUGUCCUUCCCGGCCAGCGUGCAGCUGCACCCCGCAGUAGAGCUGCAUCACUGGUGCAUCCCCUUCUCGGUGGACGGGCAGCCCGCGCCCUCGCUGCGCUGGCUCUUCAACGGCUCUGUGCUCAACGAGACCGGCUUCAUCUUCACCGAGUUCCUGGAGCCCUUGGCCAACGAGACUGUGCGGCACGGCUGUCUGCGCCUCAAUCAGCCCACCCACGUCAACAACGGCAACUACACACUGCUGGCCACCAACCCUUCCGGCCAGGCCUCGGCGUCCAUCACGGUUGCUUUCAUGGACAACCCUUUUGAGUUCAACCCAGAGGACCCCAUCCCCGUCUCCUUCUCACCAGUGGACACUAAUAGCACGACUGGAGACCCAGUGGAGAAGAAGGAUGAAACACCUUUUGGGGUCUCCGUGGCCGUGGGCCUGGCUGUCUUCGCCUGCCUCUUCCUUUCUACGCUGUUCCUUGUGCUCAACAAAUGUGGACGGAGGAACAAGUUUGGGAUCAACCGCCCUGCUGUGCUAGCUCCGGAGGAUGGACUGGCCAUGUCCCUGCAUUUCAUGACACUGGGUGGCAGCUCCUUAUCCCCCACGGAGGGCAAAGGCUCUGGACUCCAAGGCCACAUCAUUGAGAACCCACAAUACUUCAGCGAUGCCUGUGUCCAUCACAUCAAGCGCCGAGACAUUGUGCUCAAAUGGGAGCUGGGCGAGGGCGCCUUUGGGAAGGUCUUCCUUGCCGAGUGCCACAACCUGCUGCCUGAGCAGGACAAGAUGCUGGUGGCCGUCAAGGCGCUGAAGGAGGUGUCCGAGAGUGCGAGGCAGGACUUCCAGCGAGAGGCCCAGCUGCUCACCGUGCUGCAGCACCAGCACAUCGUGCGCUUCUUUGGGGUCUGCACCGAGGGCCGCCCUCUGCUCAUGGUCUUCGAGUACAUGAGGCAUGGCGAUCUCAACCGCUUCCUCAGGUCCCACGGACCUGACGCCAAGCUGCUGGCUGCUGGGGAGGAUGUGGCCGCAGGGCCCCUGGGCCUGGGUCAGCUGCUGGCUGUGGCCAGCCAGGUCGCUGCCGGGAUGGUGUACCUGGCCAGUCUGCACUUCGUGCAUCGGGACCUGGCCACCCGCAACUGUCUGGUGGGGCAGGGACUGGUGGUGAAGAUCGGGGAUUUCGGCAUGAGCAGGGACAUCUACAGCACCGACUAUUACCGCGUGGGGGGCCGCACGAUGCUGCCCAUCCGCUGGAUGCCGCCCGAGAGCAUCCUCUACCGCAAGUUCACCGCCGAGAGCGACGUGUGGAGCUUCGGCGUGGUGCUCUGGGAGAUCUUCACCUACGGCAAGCAGCCCUGGUACCAGCUCUCCAACACCGAGGCGAUCGAGUGCAUCACGCAGGGACGGGAACUGGAGCGGCCCCGCGCCUGCCCUCCGGAGGUCUAUGCCAUUAUGCGGGGCUGCUGGCAGCGGGAACCCCAGCAGCGCCACAGCAUCAAGGAUGUGCACGCCAGGCUGCAAGCCCUGGCCCAGGCGCCCCCCGUCUACCUGGACAUCCUAGGCUAAGGGCCGAGCGGGGGCUGGGGCCGGGUGGCCAGGAUACUGGGGCCCGCCGCCCCAGGAGCCCUAUAGCUCCCAGCAGCUCUGGGGUAAUCUCAAAGCAUCUAACUCCCUCAGCAUGCAGGAGGGGACAGGUGGAGCUGGGAAUGGAGGACAUGCCUGCUUCUCCAGGCAGAGUUCUGUCAUAGUAAUUAUAUUUAUUAUCCCUUG